This is a messenger RNA of Pseudo-nitzschia multistriata, 2605 nucleotides long. The record is from the annotation of a GenBank genome assembly. Lineage: Eukaryota; Bacillariophyta; Bacillariophyceae; Bacillariales; Bacillariaceae.
UAAAAUCAUGCAACAAAUAGAUAGUUCGAGGAUGGUAUCAACCAUGUUGUUUCUGAAACUACCCUUUCCUGUAUACGUGCUGGAAGGAGAGACCCACUGUCAAUCAUUACUUUCAGAAUCGUCAACAGAUAACAACAGACCUAAAGGCCAUCGAACAUUCUCGCUCACCGUGAAAAAUGUGUGAUAGAGGCGAGAUGAUAAGAAAACGAUAGAGUGCUCUCAAGCUUCUUUUUCAACAGAUUGAGCAUCCGAUUCUUGCUCCUUUGUGUUUUCGGGGUGCUGCUCUUCGACGACAACUCCUUCUUCCUUGUCCUUCUCAGAGAUUCCUUCGUCGGUAGCAGGUCCCGAGUAUUUCUCUAGUUCCAUCUUGGCUUCGGCGUUUUGAGGCAAUGCAAGCGGGGCAUAGAGAUUCGGAAAAACAAGGCCGCCCGCGAAAAGGACUAGAGUAAAUGCGACGACCAAAAUUCCCAAAACUUGGUAUGGAAGGUUUGCGUACCCUCCAUAAUUUCCAAGCAGGGCUUCGCCUUCAUUGGUCUCGGAUGUAGCCAGAUUGAUAAAUAGAAUAAUCAGAAGAUGGGGGAUGAAGUGCUUCAUCAAUACGCACCAAAGGAAGGGGACCCAUCCAAUAACUUCCUGCAUUCGGUCGCGGAGGGAGAGAAUGUUACCAAAGUAGACAUCCCACCAAAGGCUCUUCAUCGUCCACUUGCCUUCCGUGUCGUUUGCAAGCACCUUCGUAAUGUAGAAAUGGGUGACUCCCACAAAGGUAAAGUACCAACCGAAGAAACCAACAAAACCGGCCCAGACGGCGACCGCGGGAUCGAGAGAGAACCACAAGAUGCAACCAAGCACAACAGCACCAAAAUUGGCCGUCCAGAACGAAUACACCACGGCAGGAGUUUGGCGUUCAAGUUGUCCGGGAAAAUCGUAUGCCCAUGCACUUCCAAAGGCUUCGAAGAAUCCGACCAAGAUCAUAACAAAGUUGAUAUAGAAGUCGAUCACGUCCAAGAAGGAUAGGCCGGCAUCGGUACAGUACAUCAAAGAGAACAAGAAUCCAAUGAUUGAUACACCUGCUGCAAUCCAGAAGCGGGGAACCUUUUCGAAAAAGACUGUUUGCAGUUGCCGUCAUGGUAUCAGAUACGUAAUGUUGAAAAAGAAAGAUUAUCAACUGUUAGAUAAAGACAUCGAAGAAAAGUACCCAAACACAUAUCAAGGUUUCAUCCAUAUUACGAUUGCAAUCGUUUCACGGGUGAUUCUCAUUACGUACUGGUAUCUUGCAAGACAGUAAUGAAGGCUUCCAUAAAGGCAAAGGCAGAAUCAAUUCCCAGCAAGAACAAAUUGAAAAAGAUCAAACGGACCCAGUGGAUGCCCCCUGGCAACGUGUUGAAAACGACUGGCCAAGUGCCAAACACGAGGCCAAACCCCGAAUAUUCCAGGUCAGUGGGUUGCUUGUUUUCCAAAAAGGCAAGGUGUCCAAGAGCGGCAAAGACAGCAAAACCAGAAAUAAAGGAAAACAAAGAGUUUGCCAGACUCACGACGGUAGCAUUGGCUGCAGCGGGUUCCGAGCGAGGGCAGUGACUUCCAAAGGCUGUCAGGAUACCAAACGUCAAUCCAAUCGAGAAGAAAAUCUGGCUACAGGCCACGCUCCAAACUUCUCCCUGGCUGGUCAAAACCGAAACGUCCCAGAUUCCAAUGUACUCCUUGACACCAUCGGAGGCUCCCUCCAGCGUCAGAGCCUUGCCGAGGAAGACAAAAAGAAGAAUAACUGGAAGUCCCAUGGUGAUGUAGGCAAUGCGUCCCGUCCACUUGACACCCCAGGCGACGCACAAAAAGAUUAUGAACCAGGAUAGAAAAGCGAAGCCAACGUUGCGUCCGACCAAACGGGUGGGGUGACCGCUGUCCGUUACCGUUGACAUUCCGAUGAUCUCCUGGAAAAAGUAGUCGGUGGCUUCUUUGCCAGACAACCCGGGGUUUCCCCAGGGCGCAUCUUCAUCCCACGAGGAAAAAAAAGCGUUCGCUACCCACGCAAUCAAGACGACGUAGUAGGUGUCGAGCAUGAAUCCGCAUCCAACAGAAGCAAGCCUGAUCGUACAUUCAACAAACGAAUGAAUGAACGAGCAAGAAGAGUGGUGAGAAACCAUAGAGAAGGGCAAAUCCCGAGACAAUUGUUUUUGGACCACGCGUCUUACCCAACUCCUCUCAAUCGAGGAUGGAAUGUUCCAAAGACUCCAAUGUCACCGGUUUGAAAGUACUGUCCAAAUCCAAUUUCCAGGAUGGCAAGAGGGAUUCCCAACAAGAAAAGGGCCAUGACGUAGGGGAUGAAGAAAGCACCCCCCCCGUAUUUGACGGCAAGACCGGGGAAUCUCCAUACAUUUCCAAAUCCUACGGCUGCGCCGAUGGUGGCCAUGUAAAAGGCGAGGCGAGAAGACCAUUCUCCGCGCUCUUCGGGUUUGUCGAGCUUCAGGGCGAAGCGUCCCUCCUUGGUGACUUCGUUCGUACCAGCCGGUGUAGCUGUGUCUUCUGGUGGUGCAGAAUCCGACAUGUUGGUGCCUUGUUUAUGACUUGUUUCUGAUGAUUAUUGACGGAUCAAUAGAGAAGAUUUAUUUUG